This is a messenger RNA of Cynoglossus semilaevis (tongue sole), 2916 nucleotides long. RefSeq names its product high-affinity choline transporter 1-like. The coding region runs from base 215 to 1879 and encodes 554 amino acids. Gene Ontology annotation, biological process: transmembrane transport; acetylcholine biosynthetic process; choline transport. Gene Ontology annotation, molecular function: choline:sodium symporter activity. Gene Ontology annotation, cellular component: plasma membrane. The transcript is spliced from 8 exons. Lineage: Eukaryota; Metazoa; Chordata; Actinopteri; Pleuronectiformes; Cynoglossidae. The record is from RefSeq and is a predicted model, not a curated record.
GGGAACUUCACUUACCAACCUGUUCAUGACAAAGGAAGGGAUUUGUCUGUCUCAGUCUCAUUUAAAAGAUUUGAGCUCACUCCCAUUCCUUUCUCUCAAAGCUGACUCUGACACACCCACACAGAUAGAUCGACUGAAGCUGUUUGAGUUUUACCACUCGGUCUCUGUGUCUAGGAUUAAGCUUUGACUAGUGGGAACUGUUCAGCGGUGCAUCAUGGCAGUGAACGUCCUCGGAGUUGUAGUGAUGCUGGUUUUCUACCUGAUGGUCCUCAGCAUGGGCAUCUGGGCUUCCUUUAAAGCCAAGAGGGAGCAGAAGGAGAGUGGAGCUGGUGAAAUGGAGAUGAGUUUGCUGGGGAACAGACAAAUUAGCUGGAUAGUAGGGAUCUUCACGAUGACAGCUACGUGGGUUGGGGGGGGCAUGGUUGUCGGCACAGCUGAGAUGGUGUACACUCCAUCACAGGGACUAAUCGAUGUCAUCAUGAUGCUCAGUGCAUUUAGCGCUUCUUUUCUUUUAUGUGCUUUUGUGUUUGCUAAACCACUGAGGGAAAAGAACUAUGUGACAAUAAUGGACCCUUUCCAAGUCAAGUAUGGAAAAGUACUGACGGCUGGAUUGUCCUUAUUUUCAAUUUUGGCUGAGAUAUUGUGGGUGCCUGCAUCACUUAUUGGUCUUGGAGGAACCAUGAGCAUUGUUCUAGAUUUGCCCUACAAUGUGUGUGUCUGGAUCUCCGCUGCCACUGUCAUUAUCUACACACUGAUGGGAGGAUUCUACUCUGUGGCCUAUACAGAUAUUAUACAGCUUCUCCUCAUAUUUAUAAGUUUGUGGCUCUGUGUUCCCUUCAUUCUGAUGAAUCCAAACUGCAAGAACAUUAGCCAGACACUGAUGAACAACACACUGCACGGGCCAUGGAUCGGCAAACCAGAGCUGAAGAGGAUUGGACUCAUGAUGGACAACUUCUUACUCUUUUCAGUAGGCAGUCUGGGAUAUCAGUGCCUUCACCAGAGGACUUUGGCUGCUUCCUCUUUAGCCACCUUUAAGACCACCAGUGUGCUUGCUGCCAUUGUCCUGCCCAUUCUUAUAGCACCCACCGUGCUGAUUGGAGCAGCUGCCACAUCUACAGAUUGGAACCUGACAUCUUAUGGUUCACCUUUCCCACAUGAACGUGGUGAAAGCGCUAUGAUUCUGCCCAUCGCCCUGCAGCACCUGACCCCGCCCUUCAUCUCCAUCAUUGGUAUUGGAUGUGUGGCUGCUGCCGUGAUGUCAUCAGCCGACUCUAUUUUGAUUUCUACUACUUCUGUCUUUACCUCCAACAUCUACAAGGGAAUUUUCAGACCACAGGCAUCAGACAGAGAACUGGCCUGGGUGAUCCGUGCUUGUAUCCUGGUGGUAGGUUUGGUGGGUUCGAUAUUAGCCCACGAAACAAACAGCACCUUAUUGUUCUUUUUUCUUACUGCGGAAGUUGCCUACAUCGUGAUCUUCCCUCAGCUGUUCUGCAUCCUCUUCUUCAAUAUUUCUAAUGGUUACGGUGCAGUUAUGGGCUGCGUGGCAGGAAUGGUGCUGAGACUGCUCUGUGGAGCCUCAUCACUUGGCCUCCCGGUUGUCAUCCACUUACCAGGAUGUGUCCUUGAGGAUGGAGUUUAUGUCCAGUAUGCUCCAGUUAAAACCAUGUCCAUGCUGUUGACCACUGCUGCCAUCCUAUUGUUCUCUUAUCUGGCGUCUGUGAUCUUUAACAAAGGGCUGCUUCCGGAGCAGUGUGACGUGUUCAGAGUGAGAGCUGAGCGGCCGACGACUCCAGUAAAGAGAGCCAAAGGGAAUAGGAUGUCGACCAACAAAUGUUCUCAGGCAGAGGCCUCAGAACCAAUGAUGAACACAACCUGUUAGUCCCUGCACCUCGAACACAUGCAGUACGUUGUAUCUCCAUCAGACCAUAUGUCACUCUGGAGGUCACUGCAUGAGCAGCAUAUGGUUUAUUGGUGGUGUGAUAUUAGGUCUACACUGUGUGGUUUUAGUGCUGACUACUCAAAGAUGCCAAAGAUGCCCUUUUAUCAAAGGUCAUUUAAAAAAAAAAAGGACAAUCUGUCCAAUAUUAGCGGAAUUAUGUAAUGUCUGUAAGAAUUGUUUUUUCUUCCGAUAAAUUAGUCUAAUGGUUCUUCUCUACCUUCCAGUGGGCUCACCACCCGCAGGAAGGUUCAAGGUUGUGUGGUGCAGUGUGAUUUGGGUGGCGGUCGUGGACACUGCUGCCCCUGCAACCCGGUAAUGGAUAAGUGGAUGAAAAUGGAUGGAUGGAUGGUUCUUCUCUAUGUUGGGCAAGGGACAAACGCAGAUACUGCCACCAUUUAUAAUUGAGAACUGGGAUUACAAUAGGAAAAAAGAAGAGAAAGUAAAAGCAGUAAAGACAGGAAAUGAUUUAGUGUAGAUGUUUAGCACAGUACUAAAAUAACGGGGUAACUAGCAGGUAGUAGCUGGUGAAAAAAAAAUCGUAAAAACACCAACAUAAUAAUUACAUUGAAAAAGUGAAUUUUGCAAGGCAGUUGAUAAGAUGCUUACUGUGACCACUAGGAGGAGCACAUUCAGAAAAAAAAUACAAUCUGCUUAGUGUGUGGCCGUAAUAAUGUACAGUAUAUUGCAUAUAUUAAAUUUCUACCUCAUCCUAGAAGCAUUUUUAUUAGGCAUUUGAAGUUCAGCACAUGGCAUGCAGUAAAAAAUGAAGAACAGGAAAAAAAAAUCACACACAAGGAAUUGUGUAUGAAGCUCAGAGUUGUUGCCUUUUUUUCUCCCUUAGUCAGAUCUGUGCUCCAUCUCUCAUCUCUUUAUGUGGGUCCCUCCAGAGUAAUGUGGCCCAGGGGGCUGCUGGUAUUGUACAUGUCUACUGCAGCAUUAAGAAUGACAGGCCUUUGUCUGCACCCUGCACUCACCGC